AGUCACAAUCUCGAUUGACAACUUGUGAGUGAUUGCUGAUUACUUUGAAGAAAAAAUUGAUGAUUGUGUAAUCAAAUAUAUUUCCGGCAAGAUGGCAGAUGAAGUUUUCAAGAAAAUCGAAGCACGAUUGACAACAGUUGAUCCUAAUGAUCGCAAAGUUGUGCACAUUUUCAAGUUCAUCGUCACUGAUGAGAGUGGUGAUUUCUUUAAAGCAUGGGUUCUUGAUUUGAAAGCUGUGAAAAUUUAUUACACAACAGCUGAAGCGGACGAUGAAGGUGUUGAAGUCACUUUAAAGAUGAAAGAAUCAACAUUAACAGCAAUUUUGGCAGGCGAAUUAGACUCAACCAAAGCAUUGAACGAUGACAUGAUUGAUGUCGAAGGAAACUUAGAACUCAUCUACCUUCUUAAACCAUUCAUUUCAAGUGUCUGAGACUGAAAAGUUUAGAAAAUAAAGAUUUUAAUCAAUACAUAAA
Molecule: messenger RNA, 473 nt
Organism: Clunio marinus
Lineage: Eukaryota; Metazoa; Arthropoda; Insecta; Diptera; Chironomidae
Source: the annotation of a GenBank genome assembly